This is a messenger RNA of Scylla paramamosain (green mud crab), 7407 nucleotides long. Its product is annotated as diacylglycerol kinase eta-like. Gene Ontology annotation, molecular function: ATP-dependent diacylglycerol kinase activity; protein binding. The record is from RefSeq and is a predicted model, not a curated record. NCBI's taxonomy places the organism in Eukaryota, Metazoa, Arthropoda, Malacostraca, Decapoda, Portunidae. The transcript has 27 exons. The coding region runs from base 2386 to 6954 and encodes 1522 amino acids. Gene Ontology annotation, biological process: lipid phosphorylation; intracellular signal transduction; diacylglycerol metabolic process.
UGCUUAGAAAUUAGUAAGGGAUUAAGUAAGGAUAUUUAAACGGAGUUGAGUUUGAAUGAUUAUAAAUAAGGAUUAUAAUUGAUUACACAUGUUUAUGACAGGAUUACAACUGCGUAGGAAUUGGUAGUGGAUUUAAGUAAGGAUAUGUAAUUGGAGUUGAGUUUGGAUGAUUGCAAAUAAGGAUUACACAAGUAGGAAUUAUAUUGGGAUUACACCUGCUGGUAGAUUUAAAUAUUUCUGUCCUCUGUGCAUUGUUUUCCUUGAGCUAACUACAACUCUAGAUCUUUUUAUUGACAUGGGGGUUAUAUGGAGGUUGUUGCAGGUGUAAAUGAGAUCAGGUGUGUGAAUAGAGGUGAUUACAAAUAGGGAGAAUUACACUUGCAGGAAUUAUAUAGGAAAUGGUUCUUUGGGAUUUAAAUAGUGGUUACGGAAGAGUUACGAAAAAUAGAAGAGAUUAAUUGGAUGACUGAUUUUGGGCGCUGUAAAUUGAUUUCGUGAUCUUUUUCGCCGCUGGAACAAAAUAAUUAAUGAAAGAUGGACGAAGGAAGUAAAUAAAAGAUGGAUUGAUAUUUGGCUUCGUAAAUUGAUUCAUUGAUUAUUUUUUGCAGCGCUGGAACAAAGGAUCUUAUUUAUACUCCACGAAAAAAUACUAUAAAGAAAGCUUAAUAACUGCGUAUGUAGCCAGAUAUUCAUAGAUGAGCACCGUUAAUUCAUUCACUAACCUAACAAUUUCUGAGCCUCAUGCAGUCAACUGGUGGGAGUAAAUAAACACUUAAUUAUAGCGGGUGAGUAAUUGGAGAUGAAUUUUUAACAUCAUUACCACAAUAAAUAUAAUCAACGUAACACAAUCCUUGGGUGAUAUCUAACUAAAUUAAUCUUACGCAUGGCAAGUUUAGGCAAGUAUCUUUACAUUUUAUUCACUUUUGUUACUUGACCAUAUCGACGGAAAUUAGCGGAGUGUCUGGAACAAACUCUCUCAAAGAAUGAUCCCAGUUCAUGUUUGUUUGUUUGUUAGAGACUUAUUACUAAAAAAAAAAAAAAAAACGAUGUAACACGGCCUCACAAACUCAUAUUUGAAUUUAUUGAGAGAAGCACCUUUAUCAUCCAGUCUUCAUAACUGACUAUAGCGAUGAAUAAUAACUAUGUCAGAAACAAGCUCUGUUGAAGAAUAAUACAUGUUUAUUAGGGAGUUAUUCCUGAAAAAAAAACGAUGCAACACGCCUCUGAAACUCAUAUUAAUGCCUUGGGAAGUUACUAUAGAAGGUGUUGAUGAGACGAAACACUCAUCAACAUCAGGGACCAGAUUCUGAAACACUGCGCCGCACCUCCACUACUUUCAAAAGACUCUACAUGAAUUUUUAAGGUUGAUUUUACUAUUUUGGUGACAGACUAACACUAUUCCUACAUUAUUAAAAGGAGAAAGAGCCGCGAGAACCCGAUUAAUCAUCUCUUGUGGCCUCAGAAAACAGUCGUGGUGUGAGAGCAAGGCGUUUCUGGAUACGGGCGAAGGUUAGGAGGCGCAGCAGGUGAAGGUGAAGUCAUGUAUGGAGGUGAUGGGUGGAGGUCAACUUACAGUGCAUUGGCUUAACUGUAAGGGCAGUGACCCAGAUACCGCUGCCACGGGAACUCCAGACGGAGCUCACGGGCGGUGACGCUGCGGCUGCGAGGAUGCCUGGGGUAGGAGAGUAGGAAGAGGAGGAGGAAGAAGGAAGAAAAUUGAUGGUGUAAGAUGAACAGAAGAGAGGAAUAACGUGCAGAAAGAUAGUGGGAGUGGAGAGAUGUGCCUGUAGUAGUAGCAGUAGUAGUAGUAGUAGUAGUAGUAGUAAUAGUAGUAAUAGGAGGAGGAGUAGGAGGAAUAAUAAUAAUAGUAGUAGUAGGAGGAGGAGGAAACGAGAUUGCUUGAGUAGAUGAUGAAUCAAGAGGAAUAUGUAUUGGAAAAAAAUCAUGAUUAGUGCGGACAGAGAAAGAGGGAGAGAGAGAGGGAGAGAGGUGAUGUCGAGUGCAGAGAGGAGAGCAGGAGGAGGUGGGGGUAGUAGUGGUGGCGGAGCGGUGCCUGGCUGCCUAGCGAGCUUAGGUGUCAGUGUGGGAGAGGAGAGCGGGAAGGUUGGUGCUGCUCCCCCGUGUGUGAUCGAGCCACCACCACAACCUCCACCACCAUCACUACCGCGCCGUGCCAUGCCUCGUCUCCUGCGCUCCUCCCCUCCCUGGACUGAGGCUGGAUACUGCUGCUGGGUGCUGUCGUGUAGUCACUAGAGCGUUAUUUUCGACGAGAUUCAUCUGACUGACGUGAGUGUUGCGGAGUGCAGCACUAAGAACGUCAACCACAGCUUCCAGUGCAUCACCCCUUUCCGGAGUCUGGUGUUGGCAGCGGAGACGCGGCGAGAGAUGGAAGAGUGGAUUGCCGCCCUGAAGUCUGCGAACACCACCACUCACUACUAUGAGGGCACGGAGCAGGUCCAUUCGUUACUAUCAGGGCAACACAACUGGUACGCCACUUCCCACGCCCGCCCCACCUACUGCAAUGUUUGUCGCGAGGCCCUCUCAGGCGUCACCUCUCACGGCCUGAGCUGCGAGGUGUGUAAGUUCAAGACACACAAGCGAUGCGCAGCCAAGGCGAUCAACAACUGCAAGUGGACAACCCUCGCCUCUGUAGGGAAGGACAUCAUAGAAGACGAGGAUGGGAACUUAGCAAUGCCGCACCAAUGGCUGGAGGGAAACCUGCCUGUGUCUGCCAAGUGUGCAGUGUGCGAAAAGACCUGCGGCUCCGUGCUCAGACUACAGGACUGGAGGUGUCUGUGGUGCCGCUCAAUGGUUCACACGGCCUGUCGUCCUCUCCACCCCACCCGCUGUCCUCUUGGUCCCUGUCGCAUCUCCAUUGUUCCGCCCAUUGUCCUCUCCACCAUAGGAACAGAUGAAUCUUGGGAGGCCACCAGACCCCAGGGAUGCUCUCCCCUCCUGGUGUUUGUGAACAGUAAGAGUGGGGAUAACCAGGGAGUCCGGUUCCUGCGUCGCUUCAAGCAGCUCCUCAACCCGGCACAAGUGUUUGACCUGAUGCAUGGCGGCCCAGUGCUGGGGUUACGGCUCUUCAAGUGCUUCAACCCAUUCAGGAUACUGAUAUGCAGUGGAGAUGGCUCGGUGGGAUGGGUCUUGUCGGAGAUUGAUAAAUUACAUAUGACGAAUCAAUGUCAAAUAGGAGUGUUGCCACUUGGGACAGGAAAUGACCUGGCACGGGUGCUUGGGUGGGGUUCAGCCUGUGAUGAUGACACACACCUGCCUCAGACCCUGGAGAGAUAUGAGAGAGCCACCACCAAGAUGCUUGACAGGUGGAGCAUAAUGAGCUAUGUCAGCCAUGUGCCACUGCCUGCACAGCCCAAGUUAGAAAUGGAAACUCUACACUCCCAGGUGGCUCAGUAUGAGGACUCUGUGGCAGCUCAUCUUGCAACACUACUCCAAUCUGACCAACACUCAGAAGUCAUUGCAUCAGCCAAGGUGCUUUGUGAGACAAUCAAGGCCCUCACGGUGAAGGUUGGCAGGAGCUGGGGUGAGGCAUCCCACACCACAGAGGGCAGCGUGGACACCCAGGAGGACUCCCUGUCUGCCAAGUGCACUGUGCUGAAUGACAAGCUGGACCUGCUGCUGCGAGCCCUGCAUGAGGAGAGUGUGGCUUCCAUAUCAUCAGUCAGCACCACCACUGCCGAGGAGUCUUCUGUCAUGGAGGAGAGUCCAGACACAAGUAUUGACCUUGAUCCCAUUGAAAAGGGAUCCUCAUAUAAAGACAGCAAAAAUAUAAGUAAUCAGCAAAAGAAAAGAACGAAAAAGAAACACUUCAUUGAGAGAGAUGCCCUCAUGUCCCGAGCCAACAGUCUGAAGAAAGCUGUGCGAGAGAUAAUCGAACACACUGAAAAGGCUGUUGAUGAUCAGAAUGAGCAGACCCCCAUCAGACUACCUCCUCCCACCAUACUACUCCAGCCCUCAGAAGAUGUUGGUCAAAGUGAUAAACAUGGAGAAGAUAUGUCAGCUCUACAGGUCCUCCCAACCAUUGAAGGGUCAUCCACAGAAGCAUCCCCUUGCCCCUCACCCAUGCCAGGUGCCAAACCAGUAUUUGUAUCCUCAAUCACAACAAACUUUCCACUUCCCCCUGUCUCCCCCCUACCAAGUGUGCCAUCCACCCAUCCACUGCAUCUCCCACACCUAAGUCUGAGUCACCAACCACCUGCUGGCCCACCCACAAUGCUGCUCCACCCACCAGGGGCUACAAGUGACAGUGGCACUGUAGAUUCACUCGGGCUUAACUUUCAGAUGCUGUCACCUUUGCCAGACCAGCGAAGAGACAGUCACACUGAGUUUGAAUUUCCAGUUAACAUUCCUGUGCCUAGCGAAUUUGCAGACUUGUCAAGAAAAAGCAGCAUGGUUGAUGGAAGCUUUGCUCAUGAAAAAAGUGCUAUCUCUCUGGAAGGUAUAGAAGUCAGAAUCCAAUCCUCAACAGACAACCUCAUGGAUGUGUGUGAAGAUGAGCCAUACAUGUUUGAGGAGAAACCUAUCGAGGAAAGACGAGAGUCCUUACCGAGUUUAUUGGACAAAUCAUUUACAAUUGAUGAGGAUGUGGAACAUUCAGAGACAAAGAGUGAAAUAGAGGACAGAGACCAAGUGGAGGACAGUGGAAGUGCUGCUGGUGAGUCAGAUGAACAUGAUGAGCCGCAGGAAGAGGAGAAAGAGAAAACUGAAGAGCAGGAAAGUGAUGAAGCUGAUGAAACUGUAAAGGAAACACAGACAGGUGAUGGUGAAUUGGUUGAAAAUGGUGAGGACAACAGCACUCCAGAGGCUGAUUCAAGUGCAUUAGAUGACACAUCAAAAGAAGUGGAAGAGGAGGUUCAGGGUGCUACACAGCAAGAAGAGGAGGCAGAUGCAGUUUCCAUCAAAGAAAAGGAGGAAGAGGUGAGUCUUAUAAAAGAGGAUGCUUCCACACAAGAAGAGAAGGAGGAGGAAAAGGAGAAAGAAAAACAGGAGGAGGAGGCAACAGAAGUACAUCUUACAAAACCAGAUGAAGAAAUGGAGGCAGUGAGUGCAGUGGAUGAGGAGCAAGAAGUGGGUCUGAGACGGGAGGAACCAAUGGGAGAGGAUGCUGCUGCAGAACCAAGUACCCCACAGGUUCCUUUGGCUGAGGAGGAAGUACCUGAUAUCCCUGAGGAGGAGCUGGAGGCAGUUUUGGGAAGCAGUGGCGGUGGCCCACCAAUGGAGCGCAUUGUGGAGGGGGCUGAGGCUGUGACUGAGGAUGAGAUGGAGGAGGAAGAGAAAGCAUCAAGGCGUAUAUCUUCAGGCUCAACCCUGAAAAGUCAAGCCGGCCGCAUAUCCAUAUCUGCUGGGCGGGACAAGAACAGGAGUCCCGAUCGUGGGGGGCGGGGGUCCUUCUGCAAAGGGGUAGCUAGGGAUUCUACGGCUGCUCGCCCAUCACGCAAACACCUCCCUAUCAUCAACCCACUAGUCUCACUACCCAUGUGGCCAAACAUUACUGCCGGGGGUAGUACUGGCGGCCUCAUCAGGAAAGUGCUCCUUGCCAAUGCUGAUACACUGUGUGCUGCUGCCUCUCCUCUUAUGGACCUAGAUGACUCCUCCCUAGAGGGUUUCACUGAAAGAUGCAUAAUGAAUAACUAUUUUGGAAUUGGGAUUGAUGCCAAGAUUACAUUGGAUUUUCACAACAAAAGAGAAGAGCAUCCAGAGAAGUGCCGUUCAAGAACCAAGAACUUCAUGUGGUAUGGGGUUCUAGCAUCCAAGGAGUGGCUGUGUAAAACUUACAAAAACCUCGACCAGCGAGUACAGCUUGAAUGUGAUGGAGAAAGGAUCCCUCUGCCCUCAUUACAAGGCAUUGUUGUUCUCAAUAUUCCCAGUUUUAUGGGAGGCACGAACUUCUGGGGAGGGACAAAAGAAGACGACAGUUUCUUGGCACCUAGUUUUGAUGAUCGAAUCUUGGAAGUUGUAGCAGUUUUUGGCUCUGCACAGAUGGCUGCUUCUCGCAUAAUUAAUUUACAGCACCAUCGAAUAGCUCAGUGCUCCAGCAUUAAGAUCACAAUCCUGGGGGAAGCUGGAGAAGAUGGCGUUCCUAUCCAGGUUGAUGGGGAAGCCUGGACGCAGCCUCCUGGAAUAGUUCGAAUUGUUCACAAGAACAGAGUGCAGAUGCUAUGUAGGAAUCGGGAUUUAGAAGUAUCACUCAAGGCCUGGGAGGAGAAGCAGCGCAGCUUAGGAAGUCACACCAAACAGUUGACCUUGCUUGCUGAUGAAGAGCUGCCUGUCUUGGCAACAUUGGCCACUUUGGUUGCAGAUGUCAUUAGCCAUGUAAAAAUGGUAAUAGCAGCCAACCCCUGUCUGGAGGUAACCUUUGGGGAACUAGCCACCUCAGCCACUGCCAGCUUGGAGAAGGUGUGGCGGGAUGGCAAAAUCAUUGAAAGUCCUAACUUGAGAAUGUUGGCAACACAGUUGGUGCAUAACAUACGGCAUCUUCAGACAGAGAUUCUUCAUGCACUAAAGGAUGAUCCCACUAUAAUGAAUCAGACUCUCUCAGACAACCUUCAGACAGUUAUGUCUUCCCUUGAUGGUGUCUUGAAGUCAAAGUCUGUCCAUGAGAAGGACAGCCUUAUGCACUUUGCCUCAGAAGAGGAGGGAGAGCCAAAGAGAGUCCACUCCAAAGGACUAUUCAAGCUGAAACUAAAACGUGAUGGGCGAAGAGGAGGCUUUGAGAGGGAGGUGAGAGAGUGGGGUACAGAAGAGGUGGCAGCGUGGCUGGAUACACUGCUGCUAUCUGAGUACCAAGAGUCUUUCCUCAGCCAUGACAUCCGAGGUGCUGAGCUGCUCAAUCUGGAAAGGAGAGACCUAAAAGAGUUGGGAAUAACUAAGAUUGGUCAUAUUAAGAGGAUUCAGCAAGGAAUUCGGGAAAUCAAGGAGAGUAAGUCCCAUAGUUAAGUCUUACCUUGAAGUGUUUAAGAAGUUCAUUUUUACUGUCUGAAAGUUGAAGGUUGUUAGUUAUAUAGUAUCAGUCAUAUUUGAGUAUGUGAAGGCUUUAAUGGAAAUAUGUUAUAUCCAUGACUUACUAUAACCUGAUAUUCAAUCAUAAGGAAUGCGAUUCCUUCAAAAUUUCUCCAAGUACAAAGUGUUUUGUAUGAUUUUUUGUUUACAUUUUGAUUUUGAACAUAAUCCAAAUACACAUUGGACGUUGUUCAGUCAUAUUUAUUACAAAAUAGGUUAGAGUAUUUAUUUUAGACCCAUUAUAUGAUGAGAAGACUGUUUUAUGAGGAGAUAAUUGCUGACUGAAUCACAUGGUUUUGGUAGAGUUUUCAUUGUGAAGGUGUUUCUACUCUUCCAUGUUAUGAUGUUGAUCUUUCUAACUUCUUGCUAAAUUAAAUACUGUUUCUAAGG